GCCCAUGCUGAAAAAUAAGAAGACCACUGGGAGUCUGUACUCUGGAGUGAUGAGACCAAGAUAGAUGUUUUUGGAACUGAUGGCUUCAAAACUGUAUGGCGUAGCAAAGGUGAGGAGUAGAAAGAAAAAUGCAUGGUGAAUACAGUGAAACAUGGUGUCCUUCUGUUGGGGUGCAUGAGCGCUGUUGGGGUUGGGGAGCUGCAUUUCAUUGAUGGUAUCAUGAAUUCACACAUGUACUGCUCUAUAUUGAAAGAGAAGUUUUCCAACAUGACAAAAAAACACACAUCUAGGCCCACUGUGGCAUUUCUG
Staurois parvus is the source of this 309-nucleotide messenger RNA. NCBI's taxonomy places the organism in Eukaryota, Metazoa, Chordata, Amphibia, Anura, Ranidae. The record is from the annotation of a GenBank genome assembly.